UUUUAAACUUCACUUCCACCUACUUUUUGAUACAGCCCCAAUUCGUAUUUCCAGUUAUAUCCAGCAAAGAUGGCACCAUGAAGGGUCUUCGAACAGGGAACGUUUGAGGUCAUACUGUACUCCAUAGACAUCCUGGUAUCGCUGACAACACUAUGCUUUGCGAUAGCAUUCGUAGUUCGGCGGCCAAAGCUGCUCAAAAUGGUCAUAUUCCAGGCUGUGGCAGCACUCCAGGUGCUGAUGAUUCUGCGCAGUACCAUAGAGAUAAUCGCCUCGUCGGCAAACCUCACCCACGAGUUUUCUUGCCGCAUCGUGGUGUUUCUAACCCUGGUCCUGGCGAUUCUGCCUGCGUAUCUGUGCAACUUUUGCCUAAUAUACCUGCAGAUGACCCUGCUGUAUCGCGUGUCGGCGCGCAAGCGGUGGCCAAAAGUGGUGCUGGCAGUGGCCUGUGUAGUACCAGCUGUGAUACCCGAAAGCUUCGUUUUAUUUAUUCCUACAGAAACCGCUGGACUUCAGUCGUACUGCGAAUAUGAUGGGAUCCCGCAGCGACGCGAGUACGUGUUCAAAUGGCUCGUGUGCAACAUAUGGAUAGUUCUCGCUGGCAUUAUCGCCAUGGUCAGCAUGCUGAUAACCAUCGUCCACAUUAGCCGCACCGUCGUCGAGAGCCCUAAGAUGGCAGAUCUGAACGCCGAAAUCGCACACAAAAACUCCAUUUUGUCUGGUUUCCCAAUCACGCCAAUCGUAUCGCUGUACUUUAACGAGGACAAUAUACAUAUGGACCGCACCGACAGUGUUCUCCAGUUCCUCCAGGCAUGGUGGGUCGCUUUGGCGUUCUACGCUAGCCCGCCAGUCCGCCGCUCAAUCAGGAGUGUGUUCGGCAAGGGCAGGAGCAGAAGAAGCGACCUUGAGGUGGACGGCAAUGUGUUCAUGGAAUGCAGCAGUGCAGUGGGACACAAGCGCAUAAGGGUCGGUUCCGCCGACAGCGACAUGGUCUGACUUUCUUUCCCCCAUCACUAUACAAACGCACAGGCAUGGACUUUCAGCUCUUCACCAAGAGCGUGUAGCAUAUUUUUGCAUUUAUAGAAAUACACACCCUUACAAGUAUCGCAUUACAAAUACACCCAGCUCGCAUUCGCAUAAACUGUGGUCACCGGCCUGGAGCCCCCCUGGAGGCAAACCAAAAAAAUACCUUGGUGCAAGAAAUGGACCGAUCAUCAGUAUCCCUGGCGUCGAUA
Linderina pennispora is the source of this 1232-nucleotide messenger RNA. RefSeq lists its product as uncharacterized. The record is from RefSeq and is a predicted model, not a curated record. The transcript is spliced from 4 exons. The coding region runs from base 199 to 993 and encodes 264 amino acids. Lineage: Eukaryota; Fungi; Kickxellomycota; Kickxellomycetes; Kickxellales; Kickxellaceae.